AGAGGUUUGUUGAAGUGGGGCAUAAAAAACUGGUCCGCAGGAGCACAAGAGAGGCUGUUGUAACGUGUUCAGGCGAGCCAGGGACUCCUCGCCACAUAUAAAGUUUUUUUUAUUUAUCUUACGUUGGUUUUUAAAGAGCUAACGGCUAACGUCACUUUACAGUAAACGUUGCGCCGUCGUCCAGUCGGAGCCGUGCGGUUUAUUAGCUAAAACAAAGCGGACCCUCAUAACAGUUUUAGCUAGUCUCCGCUGCAGGAACCGUUUCUUUUGGUAACAAGAGGACAUUUUUGGGACCAAUGUUACAAUAACACAACAGAAACGACAGCGUAACAUCAUAUCAAGAUGGAUUUUCGGUUACUUGUAAUAGCGACGUUAUCAGCGGUCCUUGGCGGCAGCUGGGCACAGCAAGAGGGGAGCGUAUGCAUCAAGGCAAACGCACAGUCAUGUGGAGAAUGCAUCCAGGUGGCAGAGUCGUGUGGAUGGUGUACCGAUGAAGAUUUCCUCACUACUGGCGAGUCCAAGUCGGCCCGCUGUGACGAUCUAGAGUCCCUGAAGAAGAGAAACUGUGCUAAAAUUGAGAACCCACGUGGAAGUUACACCAUUGACAGGGACAAACCUGUCACAAAUCGCAAGAAGGACGGGACAGAGAAACUGAAGCCUGAGCAGAUCACUCAGAUCCAGCCUCAGAAACUCACCCUGACACUCAGAUCUGGUGAGCCCCAGACUUUUGAUUUGAAAUUCAAGCGUGCUGAGGACUACCCCAUCGACCUGUACUACCUUAUGGACCUCUCCUUCUCCAUGAGAGAUGAUUUGGAAAACGUGAAGAACCUCGGCACUGACCUCAUGAAGGAAAUGCAGGAAAUCACCUCAGACUUCAGGAUUGGUUUCGGCUCAUUUGUGGAAAAGACGGUCAUGCCUUACAUCAGCACCACGCCAGCCAGGCUCAUCAACCCCUGCACCGGCAACGAGAACUGCACGAGCCCCUUCAGCUACAAGAAUGUACUGAAGCUGACAGACAAAGGAGACGAGUUCAACCGUUUGGUCAGUCAGCAGCAGAUCUCUGGAAACCUGGACUCUCCAGAAGGAGGCUUUGACGCCAUCAUGCAGGUGGCGGUCUGUGAGGAGCAAAUCGGCUGGAGGAACGUGACUCGUCUGCUGGUGUUUUCCACCGACGCUGGUUUCCACUUUGCUGGUGACGGCAAACUGGGUGGCAUUGUUCUGCCCAAUGAUGGGAAGUGUCACCUGGAGAACAAUGUCUACACCAUGAGCCACUACUAUGACUACCCUUCCAUCGCCCAUCUGGUUCAGAAACUGAGUGACAACAACAUCCAGACCAUCUUUGCAGUCACUGAGGCAUUCCAGCCUGUGUACAUGGAGUUGAAAAAUCUUAUUCCUAAAUCAGCUGUGGGCACGCUGUCCUCCAACUCCAGCAACGUCAUCAAGCUCAUUAUUGAUGCUUACAAUUCUUUGUCAUCUGAAGUCAUUCUGGAAAACGGCAGGCUGCCAGAGGGAGUUUCCAUCUCCUACAAGUCCCUCUGCAAAAACGGCGUGGAGGGAACAGGGGAGAACGGCAGAAAGUGCUCCAACAUCUCUAUUGGGGAUGAGGUGUCUUUCAAGAUAUCCAUCGAGUCCCAGAAGUGUCCGGCACAGGGCAAGUCUGAGACCAUAAAGAUUAAACCUCUGGGCUUCACAGAAGAGGUAGAAGUCGUUCUGAACUUCAUCUGUGACUGUGAUUGUGCUGCACAUGGGGUGCCUGGCAGUGAUAGGUGCUACAACGGGACCUUUGAGUGUGGAGCCUGCAAGUGCACAGAGGGACGUAUUGGGCGUGAAUGUGAGUGCAGCAAAGAUGAAGUAAGGACAGAAGAUCUAGAUGCCAACUGCAGAAAAGACAAUGGUACAGAUAUCUGCAGCAACAACGGCGACUGUGUCUGUGGUACAUGUGAAUGCAAGAAGCGAGAUAACCCUGAGGAGAUCUACAGCGGCAAGUACUGUGAGUGUGACAACUUCAACUGUGACCGCUCCAACAACAAGCUGUGUGGAGGACAUGGACGCUGUGAAUGCAGGAAGUGCAUCUGUGACGCCAACUACACAGGCAGCGCCUGCGACUGCUCUCUGGAGACUUCCACCUGCCUCGCCAAGAACGGACAGCUCUGUAACGGACGAGGUGAUUGUGAAUGUGGAAUCUGCAAAUGCACCAACCCCCAAUUCCAGGGUCCAACCUGUGAGAUCUGUCCCACCUGCCCUGGAGUCUGCACAGAGUACAAAGAAUGUGUCCACUGUCUGGCCUUUGAAUCUGACGAGAAGGAGGACAAGUGUAAGGACUGCAAGUUAAAGAUAAUUAGGGUGAAGGAUCGUGACAAGCUGCCUCAGCCAACAGACCAGAGCUUCCCUCUGACACACUGCAAAGAGAGAGACGCCAGCGACUGCUGGUUCUACUUCACCUUCGCCAUCAGAAACGGCACCAAGGAAGUCUACGUGGUGGAGACCCUGGAGUGCGCAGAUGGACCUGACAUCGUCCCCAUCGUGGCAGGUGUAGUUGCAGGUAUAGUGCUGAUUGGUCUUGCUCUGCUGCUCAUCUGGAAACUUCUCAUGAUCAUCCACGACCGCCGAGAGUUCGCCAAGUUUGAGAAGGAGAAGAUGAACGCCAAGUGGGACACGCAAGACAACCCCAUGUACAAGAGUCCAGUAAACCAGUUCCAGAAUCCCAGAUAUGGGACUAAAGGAGCCGCUCUUUAGGUCAAAGGUGAGAAUCCAAUCUACAAGAGUGCCGUGACCACCGUCGUCAAUCCAAAGUACGAGGGCAAAUGAUGGAGCUGUGCCUUCUUUGUGACAACACUGUAUGGAGAAAAAUACGGGCCGGGGUUAUCAGAGGAGGGAGGGGCGGGUUUUUUAAUGCUCUCACUGUUUGUUUGUGUGUUGUUGUAGUCACCAAAAUGAUAGCAAAGCAUUUUGCCACUAUUUCCGUUUUUUUUUUUUUUUUUAACUUACUUGUUUUUAUUUUCUAUGCAUCAUCUGAAUUGUGUACAGUCUGUAAAAAUGUGGGGUUUUAUUGUAUUGUAUUUCUGUUUUUUGCCUCUGUGGAGCUUGAGAGAAUGUGUUGAACUGAUUUGUAGUUUUUCUGCCACAGGACUGGCAAAAAGCCUAGCUGUGCCUUUAAAAAACAUCAAGCCAUCAGUGUUUUGGUGAGGGAGAAGUGGAUGUCGAUUAUGGGCAACACAUGAAGAGUUCCUUUCCAAAUAAUCAUGAAUGCAAUGUUGAGUGAAUCAUCAGUGAUCAGUCUGUUUUUAAGAUUGUUUCCUGCAUGAGCCAAGGUCUCAUUUGGUAUGUUUACAUUCAGGUAGAAAUAUUUAGUCUAACUCAAAUCAUACUAAGCUGAAUUUCUUGAAGUCAAACUAACACAACUAGAUAAUGUGGUUGGAGAUGGAUCUGCUCUUGCAUGUAUAUGCUUCAGUCAUGACUAGCAAUUUGUCCAAGCUUAAACUACAAAAAUGCUAAACUGAAGUCGCAUUGGUAUCUGCUGUGUAGCUAGAGGGAUGGCAUGCAUUGUACAGAAAGUAGGACACAACGGUGAGUCCUAACUGCAUGUGACAUGAGUGAGCAAAGGUGCACCCCAUUAUUUAUCUGUGUAUGGAUUACACCCUCUCUUAGGAUGGCAAAAGCAAUCGAGGUGCACUAGUGUAUUUUGUGCAUUUCCCCUAAAACAGUGCAAAGGACUGUGGAAUUAAUAGCUCAAAAUGUAUUAUCAUGUAGUUAUCUUAGCCUAAAGCUUUGGUGGCAGUGGUGAAAGCAAAAUCUUCUCUUCUUUGGCUGAAAAUUUCAUAAUGAUCCUUAGUAGCAGAAGUUAAAUGACAAUAUGCAACUAGUAAAGACCAAUUUUUAAAUUAACUAAAUACACAAAUUGUCUUUGUUUAUAACACAGGAACACUAUCCUUCACAAGGUAGUCAGCCUAAAAGAUACAGGGAGAUUCCAUUCUUGCAGAUUCCUUUAAUAUAUAGGUGAUAAUGUAAGUGCAAGCUUGUGCAUCACAAUGCUGUGCCAAGUUGAAGGGGACUGUAACUGUAGUCUCUUUGUUAUAUGGCUGUGAGUUUAGUAUAACCCAGUUUUCAUAGGGGGCCUAAAAAUGUCCUGCAUCACAACUACAACCCGCCACGGGUUAUGCCCAAGUGAAAAUUAACCAUGGAGCAUGAUAAAUAAAGGCCAAACUUUGCAGGACGUGAGUAAACCAAAAUAUCUAAAAAGAAGUUUCAGUGCGAGGGAGAAAGGAGCUACAGCUUCUCCUCUGACGUAUCAAUCACCCAUGUGGUUGAUUUUGACAAAUGCAAUAAACGCAACAAAGCUAGCCUCGUAAAAACAUGAUGGAUUAAACUUUCAGAAUUAGUAUAUGAACAUGAUCCCAACAUGAGAUGGCUUUUGUCAUAUCCUGACCACCCACAAGCAACACACAGUUUAAACUUUUUCUUAUUUGUCUUUGUCACUUGUGCCAACAUGGGCAAGGAACAAAGAAAGAAGGCGAUGACAAGGUACCAGGAGUGUCAUACAGGAAGAUUUCCUUGAUUAUAUUCUGACAAGGCAAAGCUUUUUUGGCAAAGUUAGAGUUAGUUGUGCACUGAUAACAACCAUAUACAUGUUCUAGAUGUUCAGCUUUGACAUGUCAGCACGGACGCAGAACUAUGCAGCUCAUAACCAUCAAAGCCUCGUUAAUACAAAGCACCACACUUGUGUUUCUCCUGAGAAACAAAAUUCACAGGGCAGAGAAUGAAAUAUCUAAUGGAUCCAAAGUGGAAGACAAAAAUGCAAUGUUUGAUGUUUACAUCCGGUUAGUGAUGAUGAUGUAAGACAUGUACAAAGCUGUGAAGUUUGUCCAUGCAAAGCUCGACUUGAAAGCUGCUUACUACCUUGUUGGCAUGGCCAACCAGAAGAAGGUACGAUAGUUACUAGCUGAAAGGGAUCAAACACCACCUAUCAUAGUGGCGAUGAGCAUGCCUCCAUCAACAAAUGGAUUCUCCCCUGCUGCUUGAAUACAAGGACAAGGACAGUAGUCUAUUAGAGUUCCCUAAACAUAACUGUGAAUGUAAACAUACUGAAUAUUUCUCCAUUCAUUUUAGUUGAGCAGUUUUCACUCUAUGCACGUGCUUCUUUGGAUUGAAACUCUUGAAAUGUAGUGCCAGUUGUGUGGUAGCAAUGACAUGUACAGUAUGUUUUAGUUUCUGUGUUAAGCCAUAUUUGUAUUCACAGAGCAGGAUUUAAAGCGUACUUAUGUUUUGUUUUUGUCUGAGUGACUUCUAAUCCAUCUGAACAAUCACUUGAGAUGUGUCUUUUUGUCUAGAAAAGAUAUUUUCUUGGGCUACCUUUCUAACGUAAAGGACAUCAGUGUACAGUAGUAUUACUGUCUGGCUCCAGGGUUUACUCGCUUAAUUUAAAGCCAACUCAGGUCCUUAAUUCUUCACUGCAAUGCCAAAAAUACGCAAACCUGCCUUACCUGCUAACUGAAUUAGCUUUUAUUGAAAUGCCUUGUUUUAUUUGUUGGAUAUGAACUGGGGAAGGGUCCAACUUUAUGACAUGUCAGUAAUUCCACCCAUAUCUCUUGUGGUGCUUCGAUCAAAUGUUUUUAAUGAGAAAAGAAGUAGGAAUGGUCUUAAUGCAAUUUAAACAUCAUUGGUGAGGGGACAAUUCCUAGAUCUCUUGAAUUUGGGGGUUUUGUAAAGAAAAAGGUUACAUUUGUCACCAUUGUUUUAAGUGCCUUUUUAUUUCAAUACAUUCACAUUAGCAAUUCUGUAUUUCUGAAAUUAUUUAUUGAAUAAACCUUGAAUUGAUUUACCCCAGUAAUGCUAGAAAAGUGUUGUGCAGUAACUGUUUUUGGAUGUUUUACUGUACUCACUUCUUUGUCUCCGUGGCUUACCAGCUUUUUACAGGGAAUGACGUGUAUGGGUUUUAAAUAAGGAUGUGAAAAAAUCAUAAAUCAGGGUUUUUUUAUGAUUCAUGACUUCUUUAUAUGGACAAAUGAAGCCAUUGGAAACAAUAAGCCUGCCUAAAUGUGUUUCUAUCUUGUGAUUUCUA
Cheilinus undulatus (humphead wrasse) is the source of this 6058-nucleotide messenger RNA. Its product is annotated as integrin beta-1-like. The record is from RefSeq and is a predicted model, not a curated record. Gene Ontology annotation, cellular component: focal adhesion; integrin complex; cell surface. The transcript is spliced from 17 exons. Gene Ontology annotation, molecular function: laminin binding; fibronectin binding; collagen binding involved in cell-matrix adhesion. Gene Ontology annotation, biological process: cell-matrix adhesion; cell adhesion mediated by integrin; integrin-mediated signaling pathway. Bases 343 to 2736 code for a protein of 797 amino acids. NCBI's taxonomy places the organism in Eukaryota, Metazoa, Chordata, Actinopteri, Labriformes, Labridae.